This is a messenger RNA of Heterobilharzia americana, 645 nucleotides long. The record is from the annotation of a GenBank genome assembly. Lineage: Eukaryota; Metazoa; Platyhelminthes; Trematoda; Strigeidida; Schistosomatidae.
AUGUUGGAGCGUCAACUGAAGGAUUUGGCUCCUGAAACAUUUGUUGGAUCCAUGGCUCGUCAGUUCGGUAUUUAUAUUGGCUUGCACACGAUCGAAGCUAUUUCUAUGGCCUAUCUGGUUUCACGUUCACCUGUAACGACAAUAAGUCCUGAAACAAUCUACUUUAUUCAGAAAACUGAUGACUCCAUACGACAUGUUAUUGUUGUUCUUUGCACAUUGUUAUCUUAUUUUCCUGCAAAAAUUUUGGUAAUAUGCUGGAUUAUUCUAUGUCGUCUAACUAUUAAAGCGACAGUUAGUAAAUUGGAGAGUAGAUUACAACAACAAUCAGAGCAGAACUCAGCCGUCAAGUCUAAUCACAAUUCAGAAGGGGAAUCCACUUACACUACACUGAAUGGAUCCUUGUGAAAAUAAUAUCGAAGAUUUUAUCUGUGCAUAGUUACAGGAAAAAUGAAGAGUAACCUAGAUAUUGUUUAGUCGGAAAGGGCAUCAUUCCAAUUGUGUUUUUGAUAACUGUACGUGAAUCUGUUCUCUAGCUCUGUUAAGUACAUUAUACUCUUUUAUUAACUUUUACACUGUACCCUUCUCAAAUUUAAACAGUUGAAUGUAUCUUUUUGUUGAUUUGUAGAUGAAAGUUUUAUCUGUCUG